CCUCAACCGACCUAUUCUCCACCCCCGCAACCGCGUAAAGCACAGAUUCCAUUACCUCCUGAGCCCACGCUUUCGCCCACAACUCCAGCCUAUGAUAAUUCAUUUGUAGGUUUAACUGGUGGCCAAAUUUUCCAUGAGAUGAUGUUGCGUCAUGGAGUAAAACAAGUAUUCGGAUAUCCUGGAGGUGCAAUUCUUCCAGUGUUUGAUGCUAUUUAUAAUUCAAAACACUUUAAUUUUGUUUUGCCAAGACACGAACAAGGCGCUGGCCACAUGGCGGAAGGAUACGCGAGAGCCAGUGGUAAGCCUGGUAUUGUACUUGUUACUUCUGGGCCUGGUGCAACAAAUGCCAUAACGCCCAUGCAAGACGCUCUAUCAGACGGUACACCUCUAAUUGUAUUUUGUGGUCAAGUACCUACUACUGCUAUUGGAACUGACGCGUUUCAGGAAGCUGAUGUUGUUGGUAUCAGUCGUGCAUGUACAAAGUGGAAUGUAAUGGUAAAAGAUGUUGCGGAUCUACCGCGUCGUAUCACAGAGGCUUUCGAAAUCGCCACCACCGGUCGUCCAGGUCCGGUACUUGUGGAUCUUCCCAAGGAUAUGACUGCUUCUAUACUUAAAAAACCUAUUCCAACUCAAUAUACGCUUCCGUUUCGAGCAUUCAGUGAUGCUCCUGCCUUGGCCUCUUCCGUAACAAAUCAUCAUGUUAUUCGUCGGGCUGCUGAAUUAAUCAACAAUUCCAAACGACCUGUUAUAUAUGCGGGUCAAGGUGUUCUUGCAACAUCAGAAGGACCAGCUCGUAUGAGGGAAUUGGCUAGUCGUGGUAAUAUUCCAGUGACGACUACUUUGCAGGGCCUUGGUGGGUUUGAUGAAUUGGAUCCCCUUAGCUUACAUAUGUUAGGUAUGCAUGGUUCAGCCUAUGCUAAUUUGGCAAUGCAAAAUGCGGACGUUAUUAUUGGUCUGGGUUCAAGAUUCGAUGAUCGUGUAACUGGUCACUUGGCUCCAGCUAAGCAAGCAGCAAAGGAGGGUAGAGGUGGUAUCAUUCAUUUUGAAAUAAGCCCUAAAAAUAUUAAUAAGGUUGUUCAAGCUACUGCUGCAAUUGAGGGUGAUGUAUCAGACAAUCUUGGCAGAAUUUUACCAUUAAUUCAAAAGGCAGAACGAAAAGAAUGGCUUGAACUCAUUGAUGAAUGGAAAAAGAAGUAUCCUUGGAUGUAUGCCAAGCCAAAAUCGUCAAACGCGCCUUUGAAACCGCAGCAAUUUAUUGAAGAGUUGGAUCGACAGACACGAGAUUAUAAGGAAAAGGUUCUUAUGACCACAGGCGUUGGACAACAUCAAAUGUGGGCAGCUCAAUUUUUUAGAUGGAGAUAUCCAAGAACCAUGAUUACAUCAGGUGGCUUAGGAACUAUGGGUUAUGGUCUCCCUGCGGCUAUUGGAGCCAAGGUUGCUUGUCCUGAUAAGAUUGUUAUAGACAUUGAUGGUGAUGCAAGUUUUUGCAUGACCGGAAUGGAAUUGGCAACCGCAGUUCAAUACAAGAUUGGAGUUAAAGUGUUGAUUCUUAAUAAUGAUUUUCAAGGAAUGGUCAAACAAUGGCAAGACUUAUUUUACGAAGAGAGAUACAGUCAAACUGAGAUGGUAAAUCCAGAUUUUGUGAAAUUAGCAGAGUCAAUGGGUGCUAAAGCUCUUAGAAUUCGUACCGAGGAAGAAUUACCAGAUAAAAUGGCUGAGUUUUUAGAAUAUAAUGAUGGACCCAUUGUAUGUGACGCAAUAAUAGAGAAACACGAACAUGUUUAUCCUAUGGUACCAGCUGGAAAAGGAUUGGGUGAUUUCAUUGUUCAUCCAGAUUUAAGGGAUUAA
This is a messenger RNA of Cetraspora pellucida, 1848 nucleotides long. Lineage: Eukaryota; Fungi; Glomeromycota; Glomeromycetes; Diversisporales; Gigasporaceae. The record is from the annotation of a GenBank genome assembly.